AUGUUCCGAACUCUUAAAGAGUUCGUGAAAGCGCUGAGGGACAUCGUCAUCAUUCAAUGCACGGCGGUGGAGGAACGCAAGGUUCUAUACCGCGACUGCAGCUUAAAUAACGCAAUGAUUGUAGAUCUGUUAGGAGGUGGUAGUAAAGGGUUUCUAAUCGACUGGGAGUUUGCAGUGCGCAUCAACCCAGAUCUGAAGUAUGCCAUCGGUGGUACAGGAACAAUCCCGUUCAUGUCUUGCGGGCUUCUCGCCCAACUCUCAGAUGCACAACAGGCAGUGCUGGGUGGAAAGAAACCGAAAUAUAUCCUGAAAAUGUCUUCAAACACUUUGGCGUUGCCUGUAUCGCAUGUCAUUCAAUGCUUUUCAGACGACCUCGAAUCACUUUUCUUCAUCUUCAUCUGGAUUUGCAUCAAAUUCUGUGGCUCCCAUGGCCAGGUACACCAGGAUAUGAUAGGAAACUCAAUACCUGAUCGCUGGAACAACAUGGACCUCGAAUCCUGCGUGGCCUUCAAGGGCAAUUUUUUCGCAACCAAGAAGGAGGAAUGCUGUCUUGUAGAUGAGAUCCAUCCUUACUUCAAAGACUUAAUCCCUCUCACCAAGGAGUGGUGUACGGCUUUGAAGGACAACAUGGAGAACCCUGUUUCCUUCAACACCAUCCUUACAUUAUUGAACACUCAUCUUGACCGCCUUCCGGAUGACGAGGAGCUCAUUUCCACUGUCAAGACGCUCAGAAAAUCUGCUGCUAUUCUCACAGACCGUGUCGAGAAGCAUGCUGCUUCGUAA
Molecule: messenger RNA, 783 nt
Organism: Suillus fuscotomentosus
Lineage: Eukaryota; Fungi; Basidiomycota; Agaricomycetes; Boletales; Suillaceae
Exons: 3
Coding region: 1-783 (260 amino acids)
Source: RefSeq, a predicted model, not a curated record